GCUACCACCACCAAAAGCAGGCACAACCUCGAGCGCUGAUGCUUUCCUCGACGAUGAUGAUGACGGAUGGCAGGAGAUGCCUGUCAUCCGUGAUGACUUUGCGAACGGAUUGGAUGAAGAGGACAGAAAGAAGUUCCACUACGUUACUCCAGAGAAAGACGGCCGAACAGUAAACGCUACUGGUAACCUGAUUGACUUUGACGAUCGAGGUCAAGAGUGGAGAGAGAAGACCGUCACAAAGGAGGACGAGUUCAAUGAUUAUACCCGUUUACGGCUCAACGAGGAGGAUGACAACGAUGAGAUUCACCUUCGCACGAAGUUCUUGUUCGAUGAGGACAAGGCAAUGACGCCGCUCAGCCAGAUGCAAGCCACCAAAGACAUGCUUACUGAGGCACAACGAAUAGCUUAUGUCGGUCUGUGCUCCCUCGUUGCGAAAGGUAUGAGCAACACGCUCAGGCUUGUCAAGAACAAAGACCUCAAGCCUGCAUUGGAUUCUAUGGAGUUGUGGAGGCUGAAGAUUAUGGGACGUCUCUACUAUCAUAUGGGGCUCGAAACUCAAGAGCAGAAGAUGAUUGAGAGCUUAGCCGAACAUGGUGUGUUACCCGAAGACCUCGUACCGUCACUUAUGACUACACAUACUGUUGCCAAUCCUGAGUAUGAUCCGGUUGAAGGGAAAAAGAAGGAAAUUGCACAAAAGGAAGCCCAGGAGGAUCGGAUGCGUGAAGAGGAAAGGCGAGCUGAAGAUAUCACCGAGGAUGUUUCUACUUCAGAGGCUUCAGAGACGGUUCCCAAAACACCUCAAAUACCAACUGUUCCCUACCAGACGACUGCCAACGUUCUACCACCCAGCGCUCCCGAUGCAGUGCCGGGUGUCAGCACCUCAUUAUCAGCCGCCGACAAGGACGUGACUCUUGAUAUUCGAUGGACGAUUCUUUGCGAUUUGUUCCUUGUAUUGAUCGCCGACAGUGUUUAUGAUGCUCGAUCGCGUGGUCUGAUAGAAUCCGUCGCAGUAAAGCUUGGGGUGGGUUGGUUGGACGUUGUUAGAUUUGAGCAGCGCGUCACGGAGGCGCUGGAAAUACAGGAAGCCGUUGAGAAAUUGGAACAGAAGGACAUCAUUGAAGGCCGAGUGAGGGCUGCGAAGAAGAGGCGCUAUGCAAUGCUCGGUCUUGCAACAUUGGGUGGUGGCUUGGUUAUCGGGCUUUCGGCUGGUGUCCUAGCUCCUUUCAUUGGUGCAGGACUGGCAGGAGCAUUCACGACAAUAGGUGUUACCGGAACAGGGGCGUUUUUGGCUGGUACCGGAGGAGCAGCGGUCAUUACGACAGCGGGUACUCUAACAGGAUCAGGAAUAGCUGUUCGUGGAAUGGCUCGCAGAACGCAGGAUGUGCGAAUCUUUGACCUUUUGCCUUUACAUAACAACAAACGAGUGAACUGCAUCCUUACUGUCUCAGGAUUUAUGACCUCGUCAAAGGACGAUGUUCGUCUGCCGUUUAGCGUCCUUGAUCCUGUCGUUGGCGAUGUUUUCAGUGUUUUAUGGGAACCUGAAAUGCUCGGCGAGACUGGAAGUGCAUUGAAGAUCUUGACCUCCGAAGUCCUCAGUCAAGUUGGCCAGUCGGUCCUUCAAGCAACUGUCAUGGCUGGUCUCAUGUCUGCACUUCAGUGGCCAAUUUUGCUAACAAAGCUUGGUUACCUGAUUGAUAACCCGUGGAACAAUGCCCUCGACCGCGCGAAGGCCGCCGGCCUAGUCCUCGCUGAUGUUCUCAUACGGCGGCAUCUUGGAGUACGCCCAAUUACUUUGAUAGGGUUCUCAAUAGGAUCGCGAGUGAUCUUCUAUUGUCUGCUGGAACUGGCGAAACACAAGGCGUAUGGAAUCGUUCAGGACGUGUUUAUCCUCGGUUCGACUCUCACAGCGUCAAAGCAGAACUGGCUUCAGGCACGGUCUGUUGUUUCGGGUCGCUUCGUGAACGGCUACGCUCGCAACGACUGGGUAUUAAACUAUCUUUUCCGAGCGACCAGCGGUGGACUGCAAAAUAUUGCGGGAUUGCGGCCGGUGAACGACGUGCCGGGAUUGGAGAACGUCGAUGUAACGGAUAAGAUCGCAGGACACAUGAGCUAUCGCACGUUCAUGCCUCUGAUUCUUGACCAGCUUGGCUUCCCUGUUUCAGCAGAUUACUUUAAUGAACCAGAGGAGCCGGAUUUCACAGGAGACCGAAUCGUCGUACGAGAAGACGAAGAACAGCCGAAGAAGAAGACUAGUUGGUUCUCGCGCCGGAAGUCCAAACCUGACCCAAAAGUAGCACGUCGUGUAUCUCGACCGCCGUCAGCAUUGAACCUGCCAAAGAAUCCGACAUCGCCAAAAGCUGAAGACGACGAGUUACCGGAACGUAUCGAACAUCCUAAAACGCCGACUACACCCACGUCUGCUGUAAAAAGCUCUCCGAAUACACCCAUCCAAUCACCACCUGCGACACCUCGUGCAUCCGAUGUCAGCGAGGCUAGCGACGGUCCUCCUGUUCACGCCGGGUUUGAUUUCAGAGCAAUCCAUGAAGUAAUUGCAAACGAAGGCACUGACCCGAACGUGUUACAUGCGCCAAUUGCCCAGACACCUCGUGCACAGGUCGACUUAUCACUUCCUCACGAGCCGUCAGGACGUCCUGAGAGCGUGCCACCGCCUGUACCUGCAAAGAACCAGCCUUUGGAAGAAGACAGAAGUGCUACCUUACCACGACCCGGCCGAAACUCAGAUAUUCGAAUAUCAAGUACGCCGUUGUUUGGAUCUGGUGCAGGUUUCGGCGAGAAUGAAGAUGACGAGGAUGAUGGUGACAUAUCGUCCGCACUUGGUUCGAGUCUGGGUUUCGCAGGUCCAUCGGCUUCACGUCGGGACCUAGCAAGUUCGUUCGUGAGAUCCGUUUCGCUGACCGAAUCAACGGACCACGGCAAAAAUUACUCCGAUACCACGCCCGGCCCAUCCGGCGAUCGGUCAGUACCACAAACUUCACGUUCUGACUAUUGGGGCAGCCCCGUGUCGUCUGGAACGCGAGAUGCGUGGUCGGGCGGGAUAGGCGUCGGUUUUUCAGAUCGAUUUACAUCAUCAGAAAAUGGCAAAGUUGUGGAUGAGUCACCGAAGUUGAGUUUUGGCGGACCGGGUGGAAACUUUUGGGAGCCGUCAUCAACGACUCUCAAUGAGAGUACGCCUGUGGACACGGCACUCCGAAGUCCAUUUGCAUCGCCACCUGCAACUGCAUCCUUACCCGCGGACAUUCUCAACCCCUUUGCAAUUUCUACUACGGACCUUAGCUCGGGUACUGAGAGGAGCAAGACAGAUGAUCAUUGGAGCUCACCUCCUUUACCAUCGAAGAGUAGCACGAAGCUGACUUCAUCUACGCUGAACAUCAACUCGAAUCCGUGGAGUUGAACGCGAGUAUCGAUGAGAUUUCGGCAGCACGGGACAGAACGAACGGGUCAACGGCGAAGAUGUCAUCACAGCUCAGCUUUCCUGAUCGUAUUUUAUUACUUAGGGGCGCGGAUAUUUAAUCUGGAGGGUUGGAGAGGUUAAUCACAGAUCACGAGGAGCUGAAUGCAUGAGCAUUAUGAGCGGCAGGUGGAGCUCGCGGAAGAUUUCGGGGCUGUUUAGGAUGUUUGUUCAUCAUGCGCGGUUUUAACCCAUCCAGCGAUCCGGCGACAAAUAGUGCUAAUUGCACAGAUGACGACUGCGCAUGUUGUGAACGAUAUUCAAGAAGGGCGAAUUCGUGCUCGCUUCCGGUAGCGGACUCUUUCAAGACGCAAUCACGAGCUUCCGUGCGGGGGUUUGUUUCAAUUCGGUUCGUGUUACCCCGUUCAGUAAUGAGUAAUGUUAUUUUCUGAACAUGAAGCUUCGCUUCGAACGGGGAGCAAGGCACUGGGGCUUUUGUGGAGUCAAACGGUAUCUCAAGCUCAAUCUGAGUUUAGGGAAGAGGAGAGGAGUGGGAGUGUGCUGUGUAUGUGGGCUUGUAGGUCUACAUACGGAAUUUUUCAACGGAGAUGCAGGCCCGUACUGCUGAAUUGACUAUACAGCGGUCGCGCAAAUGUCCCUUGCUCAUCGCCGAAUUAUAUGGAUGCUGUGCGUUCCGAAUUGUAUACUCUCUGCUUCCCUAGGGCCUUCCACGUCCUCCUCCCUUAGCGUCAGCGUCAUCAUUCCUCACUUGCCUUGUAAUAACUUCUAAUCCUGCCGUUGCCCCUGCUUGUCGGGUUUCGCGAUCAACGCCGUUGUCGUCAUACAAUACGCUCGUCCGUUCUUUGUCUUUAUUAUUUUUGUCCAAUUCCUCCUUACUUUUUAUUUUCCUUGCUCUUUGCAUUUGCCGUUUUGUC
Molecule: messenger RNA, 4344 nt
Organism: Fomitiporia mediterranea MF3/22
Lineage: Eukaryota; Fungi; Basidiomycota; Agaricomycetes; Hymenochaetales; Hymenochaetaceae
Product: DUF726-domain-containing protein
Exons: 7
Coding region: 77-3412 (1111 amino acids)
Source: RefSeq, a predicted model, not a curated record